AAAGCAGGAUGUGUGUGUGUGCGCCUCUUAUUUCCUUGCCUACCUACCUCCUCACCACACCUCAGGAGCCGGUGUUGUGCUCAUAGCAGCUCACUUGCUCCUGGCUUCUCUGCAUCAUGGCCUCCUAUCCAGGGAUCUCCCACAACCUGCAAGAGCAGGUCUGUGAGCUGCUGAAGCACCAGAAGGUUUGUCUGAUGAGGCAGGUGAAACGGCACCAGGCUAGGAGCAGGGCAGAGCCAAGGCUACUGGUUAUGAGUCUGUGGAGAGCCUACCUGUUCAACACUAAACAACCUGUCACGGUAGAGGGUUCUUUCAACUACCUUGAGAUCUGCUCCAUCGCUAUCCACAGCCUCAAUCAGGUGGUGAUCGAGACAGACACAGAGGUGUUCUUACUCAGCCUGACGUUUGUGGAGGACCUAGAAGCCAUGAUCAGUCACGUGACUGCGUCUCUGAAGAAGAUCUUCCCUGAUUCCUCCCCAGGGAAGAUCCUAAAAAAUAUUCCUCCAGAUCUGCAGGAACGCCUAAGGAACCUGACGUCUUAUGUGGAGGAACAGCUGGAGGGAACACCGGGACCCUGUGGAGGGUUCUCUGACACCUACGCUGCUCUCUGUGACUUCAACGACUUCCGCUGCAGGGAGGAAGUCCAGUGGGAUGUCAACAACAUCUACCACGUCCGCAGCUGUCGGGAGUUCAGUCUGCUGGACUUCAGUCACCUGGACAGCCAGGACCUGGCCCUGGUUGUGGCUGCUCUCUCCUUCAACCAGUGGUUCACUAGGUUCUCCAGCAGACACUUCAAACUGACUCCAGACGUGCAGCAGCAGGUGCUCUUCAUGAUCCACAGGUCUCCCAGCCUGGAGGAGCUGUCUCUGGAGGCCAGUGGGCUCAAGCAGGAUUUUGCAGUCAAGAUGGCAGCUGCCUUGAGAGACAACACCUCCUCUAAUCUCCACACCAUCAACCUGUCAGCCAAUCAUAUUGAAGAUAAAGGUGUGAUGGCUCUGAGUCUGCAGCUGGACAGCCUGUCCAGAGGUCUUACUCACUUGUCUCUUUCUAGGACCAGUGUGUCUCCCAAAGGUGUAGGUGUUCUGUCCCAGGUCUUCUCCUCCAACCAGGUGUUCGCCAGCUGUCUCACCCACCUGGACUUGUCAGACAACCCAGGGAUUCUGGCCACUGAUGAUGCUAUGAGUCUGUUCCUGUUCCUGUCUCGGACCAACUGUGUGUCCUACCUGGACCUGAGUGGAACUGACUGUCCCCUGGACACUCUGUUUGUGUCUCUAUCUGCUGGCUGCUGCUCAAGACUGGCUCACAUCAACCUGGCCAGGAACCCCUUCACUUACCGGAAGGUACGUGAAGUGACCAGGAGUGUGAGAGAGUUCUUCAGUCAGUGUGUGAAACUGCAGUACUGUGGUCUGUCCCAAACCAGGCUCCCUGCUCAGGCUCUCAGGUUGUUGCUGCAGGGUCUGGCUACAAACCCUGACCUAAGUGGGCUGAAGCUGGACAUUAGCAGCUGUGAGCUGAGGUCCUGUGGGGCCCAGGUGAUCCAGGAGCACAUCUUUGAACCCAAGGCCAUCAGCAAUCUGGACCUUUCAGACAACGGUCUGGAGAGUGACAUGGUGACCCUGGUGUUGUCUCUGGGUCGUAGUCCCUCCAUCAGGCACCUAGCUCUGGGACGUAACUUCACCAUGAAGUCCAGAGCUCUGACAGACGUCCUGCAGCGCAUCGUUCAGCUCAUCCAGGAGGAAGACUGUCCCCUGGAAUCUCUGUCGGUGUGUGACUCCAAACUGAAGACGGCCACCACCAUCCUGAUCAACGCCCUGGCGAGCAAUGUGUGCCUGCGCCGCAUCGAUCUGAGUGGCAACGCCAUCGGAGACACCGGCGCCAAGAUGGUGGCCAAGGCCCUGCUCAUCAACACCACUCUGAGGUCUCUGGUGUGGGAUAGAAAUAACAUUACAGCCAGAGGCUUCCAGGAUGUAGCCAAUGCCAUGGAGAGGAACUUCACCCUGCAGCACAUGUCCCUGCCGCUGUCAGACGUGACUCAGAGCUGCCGCAGCGCCCCUGUCAGGACGGAGCAGGCCUUGCAGCAGAUCCAGGCGUGUCUGUUGAGGAACAACCAGAACAGGUCUGAAUGUCCAGACCAGAUUCUCCACCAGGGCCUGAAGACCGUCCAGUCUGAACAGAUGGUCUACGGUCUCUGUCAACGCCUCCAGGACAGCCUGCGACCUCUGACCCCUUGCAGCAUACAGGAAGUGGAGGAAGACAUCCUGUCUGCAGAGGAAGUGCUCUGCGACGCCCGCAGCUCCAUCAGGUUGCUGCCCUGUCUGUGGGAGCUGGGCAGGGCGCCCUCUGGUGGUGAGGCCCAGCAGCACAUCCUCAGCUAUGCCACCACUGCUCUGAGUCAUGAGGCCCGCAAGGACAUCCAGGAGCUGUCCGAGGCCCUGCUCUCUGCAGCCCAGGCGGAGUGUCCUGGCGUGGCCCUGAGGUCGGAGGUCGUAGAAGCUCUGGAGGCGUGUGUGAGGAGGAAGAGCAGGCAGACUGAGAUGUUCAUCCAGGAAGCGCUGCUGCAGCACGCGACACGCACCAUCAGCAGCAAGCUGAGCGAGGUGAAACAAGCAGUCAGCCUCUCUCUGGUGGAGACUAUCAUAGAACACAUUCUGAAGAACCUAGCUCUGUCCCAGAACUCAAUGGACCAGCAUAUGCGUGAGCAUACAGGCUCCGCCCCUAGAACCAACAAUGUUCCCCAGCUGAGAUUGGUGGAACAGUUCCCUACUGAUGAGUAUGUUCCAGUGACGUGGAGGAACAGCUUCCUCUCCAGGAGCAUCCGGCCCGCCCCCUCCGUGAAGAGUAACAACCUGCUCCUCCUACUCCUCCUGUUCCUCCUCUUCCUCCUCCCCCUCAUCCUAUGUGUGCAGAGGGGGUCAGACACAGAGAAUGAGGCCAGUGAGACGAUGGGCAGGGUGGAUGAGGGAGUAGAAGAGUUCUCACCAAGAAGUCUUCCCGAUGACCCCCUAAAGGCCAAGGGGGAGGAGCUCCCUGACCAAGCUCCGCCCACAGAGCCAAGCUCCGCCUCCCCAGCCCUGCCCAUCACUUCUACAGACCCUCCCACCUCUACCACAUGUGAAGCCCCUCCCACCUCUACACCGGCCCUCCCUUCCACGCCCGCCCCGCCCUCCUCCACCCCCACCCCCCCUCCUGCCUUCCCCGGCUCCACCCCUCUCAGCACCGCCCCCUCCAAAAACAUCAAGAAGAAGUUCGGCGACUUCUUUGCCUUUAAGAAGGUUCGGGCGGGGAGGGGGGCAAAGGGCGAUGGAGGGUCGGAGGUCAAGGCCAAGAAGACCUCCAUCGCCGACCUGAUACGGCCCCUCAGAGAGGCGGCCCGGGCCGAGAAAGAGAGGGAGAAGGAGAAAGAGAGGGAGAGAGGGAAGGCGGAGGAGGCCGGUGUUAACCAUUCUGAUGCCACCGUCACAGAAGGAGGAGCUUCCGAGGACAAGAUGGCCCCCGCCGCCCCUUCCCCUGAUGGCCCCGCCCCCUCUGCCCCCCCCGCCACCCCGCCGACCCCCAUCUCUCCCGCUCCUGCCCUCGCCGAGCUGGGCUCCGCCCCCGCGGGCCCCGCCCCCGAUGUGGCCACGCCUUCAGGUUGGGAGAAGAGCCGCACGCCAGAUGAGGGUCGGAGGGUAAAGGUCGCACGGAGGUCGCUGAGGGAGGGGAAGUCCCAGUCCCUCAUCCUGCUGACCGGCCUGGAGGACCCAGCCAGCAUCCACGGGAGGAAGCACGCCUCAGAGACCUCCUCUAGUUUUGAACAGAGGCUCCAUGUCAUGCUGCACCGCAUGGGCGUGGCCAAGACCCCCCCUGCAGACCCCAAGACCUGCCAGAACAAAGAGGAGGAGCUUAGGAAGGCCAACUCAGAGGGUGCUAUCCUGGACAGAAAACCUGAGCCUCCUCCCACUUUUAUGAAGCCUCGGACCAUGUCCACAUCAUCAGACUCCCGCAGGCCCGUCGCCACCCUGGACCCCCUCCGACCCGACAGACCGCCCCUCUCUGGCCGCCCGGCCGGCCCCCUCCCGCCCAAACCCACCAUCGCAGCCAAGCCCCCGCUCCCCACCCCUGCCCCGCGACCCUCCACAAGCCCCCUCCCAGCCUCCGCCGUCCCCCCCCGCCCCCGCCAGCCCAGCCCGGUCCUGGACAGCAGGCCGGCCCCCGCGCCCCACCAGGCCACGCCCACGGACCACUCCCCCUGCCCCUCCCCCAGGAGGGAGCCCCCCCCGGCGCCCUCACCUCGCCGCUUCAGCAGCCUGGAGAGCAGGGAGCGCUCUGAGAGAGCACAAUCAGUCACUGAGGAGAGCCUUCCUAAGCCCCGCCCCCGCAUGAAGCCCCUCCCCCAGCGGCGAGCUGUGUCCGUGCACGAGGACGCCCUCCGUGACCACGCGCCCCUGCUCGCUGAAGAACUGAAGGCGGUCCUGCCUCGCCUACAGAGGUCCCCUGUGCGUAAGCAUGUCACCCUGGGGGAGUUGCCCCCCUGCAGUGAAGAUGCCCCUGAGGGGGAGGGGGCAGGAGAGAGGAAGGAUGCGAAGGAAGAAAAGGUGGAGGAGAAGAAGGCAGAGAAGAGAACUGGAGGAGGAAUGACAACAGACUGUAAGCCAGUUCCAGAAGUUGACCCGGGCCCUGGCCUGGAUCCAGGGCUCAAAACUGGCCCGUCUCCAGCCCCGGCCCCAGGCACAGGCCCAGGUCUAGGCACAGGCCAAGGCCCAACAGGGGUCCAGGAGGACCCUGGAAAGAGCACAGAGGAAAAGGGGGUGACGGUCUCACAACAGCACACGGUGAAGUCAGAACCAUCAGACCAAAGAACUGAGCCCCACCUUUCUGACACACACAUGGACUGACCUGCCCAGUCUAUUUUCUACCAUGUCUACCUUUGCCUUGCACGCCACAUGAUGUACAAAAACAAAAGCAAACAAUUAUGAACAAAAUGUUUUAAAAAAAGAGUGUAAAUCCAUACCUAUACUUGUUAAUAAUGAUUAAAAUGUUGAUUAAGA
Messenger RNA from Osmerus eperlanus (European smelt), 5027 nucleotides. RefSeq names its product capping protein regulator and myosin 1 linker 2 (gene carmil2). Gene Ontology annotation, biological process: regulation of Arp2/3 complex-mediated actin nucleation; cell migration. The record is from RefSeq and is a predicted model, not a curated record. Gene Ontology annotation, molecular function: protein binding. Lineage: Eukaryota; Metazoa; Chordata; Actinopteri; Osmeriformes; Osmeridae. Gene Ontology annotation, cellular component: plasma membrane; lamellipodium.